GGCCGGCGUUCGCGCCCAGCAGCGCCGGCCACCACGCGCACACGCCGCGCACGCCCACGCGCACGCCCACGCCCACGCGCACGCCCACUCGCCGCUCGCGCGCGACAUCCUCGCGCUGAUGCGCCAGCGCGCGGCGCGCGGCUACGGCAACAGCCCCGAGGCCAACGCGCACAUCAACCACCGCGACCUGUGGCGCUGGGUGCGCGACGCGGAGAUCCGGCGGCUCAGCGGCGCGUUCCUUGUGGCGCCGCGCGCCGACGUCAGCUUCUACGGCGUCCACGACGUGCUGCGGCUGCGGCUGCGGCGCCACCACGCCGCGUACCUGCGCAAGAGCGGCGGCGUCGGCCAGGCGCUGGACGCGCGCGUGCACCCGCGGUCGCGGCUGAACUUCAACCGCGCGCUGGCGCUGGUGUUCUGCGGCUGGGACCUGGCCGGCCACCUGCGCGAGCAGCACAUCGCCGAGCUCGAGCGCAACGACGACCACGCGGCCGCGGCCGGCACGGCCUUUGUCUACGGCGACGCCGCGCGCGCGAUGCUGGCGCUGGAGCGCAGCAGCGCGCAGGAGCAGAAGCUGCUGUCGUUCAUGCUCAAGGCGCAGCUGGCCGAGCCGCAGCCCGAGCCGGGCCACGCGCACAGCCGCGGGAGCGACGGCGUGCAGGGCGCGGCCAGCGACAUCUUCCAGAGCCCGCACCUGCGCAUGAUCUUCACGUUCCUUGUGACGCGCGACUGGAUGCAGGUGCUCGCAGCCAUGCAUUCGCAGCCGCUGACCAUGCGGCUGGCGCUGGCGCUGCGCCACCUGGACGACGCGCAGCUGAUGGCGUAUGUGGUGCGCGAGGGCCGGCGCGCCGUCAGGUCCGGGUACAUGGCCGCGCUGGCCAUCACGGGCGUCGGCGGCGCCGGCCGCCUGAUCAUGCAGGCCUACGUCGACCGCACGGGCGACGUGCAGACGGCCGCGCUGGCGGCGCUGUUUGACCCCGACGAUGCCCAGCGCAUGGAUCCGGCCGAGCAGUGGAUCUACGCCUACCGCCACCUGCUCAACAAAUGGCGCAUGUUCACGACCCGCUGCCUGUUCGACAUUGCGCGCGGCAAUGCGCGCGAGGACAAGGGCCUGCCGCGCAUGUCGCGCACGACCGACGAGAUCGCGAUGCGGCCGGCCGACGUGCGCUGCACCUUCUGCCACCAGGCCCUGGGCUACGAUGUUAAGCAGCGCGGCCUGUCGAUGGCCGAUGCCGAUGCCUCUGCUGCGUCCGAGCCUGCUGCGGGCCCCGGCAUCGGCGCCGUGCACGGCGGCAACAAGAACAGCGGCGCUGCCUCCAGCGGGCUCGUGGCGGCUGCUGGCAUUGGCCAGCAGCAGCAGCGGCCGAAGGACUCCCAGCAGCAGAGCCAGUCGCAUUUGGUCAUCACAUCGUGCCCCGGCUGCUCGAAUAGACUGCCGCGCUGUGUUGUCUGCCGGAUGACCCUGGGCACCCCGGUUGUCGCCCCGAAUGCUUCCGUCGAGGAAUGCGUGGCUCUUGGGGGCGACUUUGCCCAUUGGUUCUCGUGGUGCCAGACCUGUGGACAUGGCGGCCAUGUGUCGCAUAUGCGGUCUUGGUUCGCGACACAUCGGGAAUGCCCGAUUUCGGGCUGUGAUUGCCCUUGUGAAGACAAAUAUUGAACAGGACAAAAAUAUUGAGCAGGAAAAAAAAAAAUUAAUUUACGCACGUCUCUUUCUUCUCUUGAAAAUUUUAUGCGUGAGGUCAUGCAACAAAGUCGCAUCGCCUGAGCUACUUUAAUGUGUGGAUAAAAGCCCCCUCCCUGCCUAGCUGCAGGGUUUUUUUCUCUUUUUUUUUUCUCCAUCCCUCUCUCUA
Messenger RNA from Kickxella alabastrina, 1847 nucleotides. RefSeq lists its product as uncharacterized. The coding region runs from base 119 to 1654 and encodes 511 amino acids. Lineage: Eukaryota; Fungi; Kickxellomycota; Kickxellomycetes; Kickxellales; Kickxellaceae. The transcript has a single exon. Gene Ontology annotation, biological process: positive regulation of TORC1 signaling. Gene Ontology annotation, cellular component: cytoplasm. The record is from RefSeq and is a predicted model, not a curated record.